Manihot esculenta (cassava) is the source of this 1577-nucleotide messenger RNA. Its product is annotated as chalcone synthase 2. Gene Ontology annotation, biological process: polyketide biosynthetic process. Lineage: Eukaryota; Viridiplantae; Streptophyta; Magnoliopsida; Malpighiales; Euphorbiaceae. The transcript is spliced from 2 exons. The coding region runs from base 115 to 1302 and encodes 395 amino acids. The record is from RefSeq and is a predicted model, not a curated record. Gene Ontology annotation, molecular function: acyltransferase activity, transferring groups other than amino-acyl groups.
ACGCCCAUUGUGCCUUCCCAUGCUUCCACCAGAAUUGGAGACACACCCAUCCACCGUAUCUGCCGAUCCUCUCUCUAAUCUUCGCCGUUGAAUUUGUCAGAAACUAGAAAAGCAAUGGCUGCUUCGGUAGAAGAGAUCAGAAAGGCUCAGAGAGCCCAGGGUCCGGCCACCAUCCUCGCCAUUGGCACCGCCACCCCCUCCAACUGCGUCAACCAGGCUGAUUAUCCUGAUUAUUACUUCAGGAUCACUAAUAGCGAGCACAUGACUGAGUUGAAAGAAAAGUUCAAGCGCAUGUGUGAUAAAUCUAUGAUCAAGAAACGUUACAUGCAUUUAGAUGAAGAAAUCUUGAAAGAGAAUCCGAACAUGUGCGCUUACUGGGAACCUUCUCUUGAUGCUCGCCAAGACAUUGUGGUGGUGGAAGUUCCAAAGCUUGGAAAGGAAGCAGCAACUAAAGCUAUCAAAGAAUGGGGCCAACCAAAGUCUAAGAUCACUCACCUUAUCUUUUGCACAACUUCUGGUGUUGAUAUGCCUGGUUGCGAUUAUCAACUCACCAAGCUUCUUGGCCUUCGUCCUUCUGUCAAGCGAUUUAUGAUGUAUCAGCAGGGCUGCUUUGCUGGUGGGACUGUCCUUCGUUUGGCCAAGGACUUGGCUGAAAACAAUAAGGGUGCUCGUGUUCUUGUUGUGUGCUCUGAGAUCACCGCUGUCACUUUCCGCGGUCCUUCUGAUACCCAUUUGGAUUCGUUGGUAGGUCAAGCACUUUUUGGUGAUGGAGCUGGAGCCUUAAUUGUUGGUUCUGAUCCUGAUACUUCCAUUGAGCGUCCAUUAUUUCAGCUUGUUUCUGCAGCUCAAACUAUCCUUCCUGACUCUGAUGGAGCCAUUGAUGGACACUUACGUGAAGUGGGUCUCACCUUUCAUUUAUUAAAGGAUGUUCCAGGGUUAAUCUCAAAGAACAUAGAGAAAAGCUUGGUAGAAGCAUUCACUCCAAUUGGUAUUAACGAUUGGAACUCCAUUUUCUGGAUAGCUCAUCCUGGUGGCCCAGCAAUUCUCGAUCAAGUUGAAGCGAAACUGAGUCUAAAACCUGAAAAAAUGAGGGCAACCAGACAUGUUCUUAGCGAGUAUGGAAACAUGUCGAGUGCUUGUGUGUUGUUUAUCCUUGACGAGAUGAGAAAGAAAUCUCUAAAAGAAGGGAAGCCUACCACAGGAGAGGGACUGGAGUGGGGUGUUUUAUUCGGGUUUGGACCGGGUCUCACGGUGGAGACCGUCGUACUACAUAGUGUUCCGACCGAAACGACGGCUUACUGAAUGAGGUGGCGCGGUUGUGAGAGGAAAAAAGGACGGAAACAACCAGAUUUUGUCGUUGGCAACAGAGGGCAAAAAUGGAUAAAUAUUUUACAAUAAAAGGAAGACCAGUUGGUGUGACAGGUGUAUGCGUGCGUGGAGGACUAUGUUGAAUGUAAUAAAUUUAUUUUUAUUUAUAUGUUUUUUGAAAUUUUGGGUAGUGUGUCUCUGUACAAUAUAAAUUUGAAGUGGUGCAAUUUGCUAUUUCGAUUUUAUGUAUCUUUGUUGGAACUUCACGG